Messenger RNA from Macadamia integrifolia, 787 nucleotides. RefSeq names its product putative RING-H2 finger protein ATL69. NCBI's taxonomy places the organism in Eukaryota, Viridiplantae, Streptophyta, Magnoliopsida, Proteales, Proteaceae. The record is from RefSeq and is a predicted model, not a curated record. The coding region runs from base 16 to 483 and encodes 155 amino acids. The transcript has a single exon.
AAAAGAAAACUGAAAAUGAUUGACCUAACUCAUGGAAAUACAGGAGGACUAUCAAGAAGUGUCAGCUAUGCAGUGACCAUAGGCAUUGGUUUGCCUACACUCUUAUGUGGGAUCGGGAUCGUAUGCUACAUGAGUGGGAGGUUCAAAAGAUACAGAAGUCACAAUUCAAGUGGUGUGGAGGGUGGCGGUGCCACCUCAACAGUAAAUCCACAGCCCACCGUGGCUGCAACAGGCCUUGACAACCCAACCAUAGAAUCCUAUCCAAAAGCUGUGAUUGGUGAGAGUCGCCGGCAGCCAAAGCCUGAUGAAAAUACAUGCACAAUCUGCUUAUCGGAGUAUCAACUGAGGGAGACAAUCAGAACAAUACCACAGUGUCAACACUUUUUCCAUGCUGACUGCAUCGAUGAAUGGCUUAGGAUGAAUGCUUCAUGUCCGGUGUGCCGGACUUCUCCGGCACCACUUUUGUGUGCACAGCCUCCGUGAUCUAUCUAUGUAUCUUCUCUUUCAUCCCUUUUCCUUUCUUCUUUCGAUGUAGCUGUUGAGGUUGCAAAAAUUUGGAAGUUGAAAUAGGUGUUUCUUUUUUUUUUUUUCUCUUUUUCUUUGGCCAAUUAUUGUUGUCACAAAGAUUUGUAAAUUUUUUCAAUGUCGCGAUACAUUUAUUUUGCUGCAUAGAUAGAUUAUGCAUAUCCAUUGUAAACUUGGAUAGAGGAUACAUGAGGUCUAGGUUAGCUACGUGUCAAAUUUCAAAAUGUAAUUCAAUCAAAUACUGCUUUUGUAUUCGCAUUCA